Molecule: messenger RNA, 1569 nt
Organism: Paraphaeosphaeria sporulosa
Lineage: Eukaryota; Fungi; Ascomycota; Dothideomycetes; Pleosporales; Didymosphaeriaceae
Exons: 3
Coding region: 194-1414 (406 amino acids)
Biological process (GO): regulation of transcription by RNA polymerase II
Molecular function (GO): DNA-binding transcription activator activity, RNA polymerase II-specific; zinc ion binding
Source: RefSeq, a predicted model, not a curated record
GACGCUAACACGCAGAGUGACGCAAUACGCGUAUUACCUAAGACAUGGGCGAGUCAUUGGUGGGCGUCCCUACAUCCUCUAUUAGGCAACCCAGGGAACACCGUCUCCAAGAUGUGACACGCGUAUUCACGCGCACCUGCGGCCUGUGACAAUUUGUAGUGUUUUGUGGGUCGGUCGCUCAACCCUGGAAGUUAUGCAAAGGCGAAGCCACAAAAAAUCGCGCGGUGGGUGCUUGCAAUGUAAGCGAAGACACGUCAAGUGCGACGAACAACAUCCAGCGUGUCGUCUCUGCGUUGUCUCCGGGCACGCAUGCAGUUUUUCAACUCAGCCUCUGAGCAUAAGCGCCAGAACAAAAGGACAUGUUAACGGGCAGUCAACUAUGUCAAGCGAUGAGGGUACCCCCAGCGAGGCAUCAAAUACCAUGCAAUCUGUCACACCACCCAUUCCACAGACUUCUCGGCCUACUUUAUACAUAUAUUCCAGAGCUACAGACCAACCGACAGAGGCAUUACACUCGGUCCUUAACAAUGCCGUCAACCUUGAGCAUAUGGAGCUCCUCCUUCACUUCACCCAAGCCGAGGAUCUCUUUAGCUUGGGAGGCGAUCGUGCGGCGCAUCGAGAAUACUUGACCACCGACCAAGUACUAGACAUCAGCAUCCGAAAUCCUUACCUUUUGCAUCAGAUUCUCGCCUUCUCGGCCCGACAUCUCGCCAGCAUACAGCCUUCCAAAGCGGCUGCUCAUAUGCACCAAGCCAUGACAUUACAGACGCGCGCCGUUUCACUCUUCAAUGCCUCAAAUACUCCCAUAACAAGGGAGACAUGCGUCCCCGUUCUCCUUUUUGCGACGAUAUUAGGCCACCAUGUCCUAGCAGAUACAUUAUGCAGACGAGAUGCGACAAACUUGGAUGCGUUUCUGGUGCUCUUCGUACAGUGUUUGGAUACACUUAGAGGCGUGUAUGCGAUCUUUCUUGAAGCUAAGCCAUUUUGGCAGGAGUCUGUUCUGGCGCAGAUAUUAUCACUAAGCUCGUCAUUGACUUCGCGCGCACCCGUCGGAAAUCGAUGUCAACGCGUCAAGGAAUUCGUUGAAGCGUCUUUAGGUCUCAGUUCGAAUGACAAGGAAGCAUGCCAGGUGGCGAUAGGGUACCUUCAAGUAGGCUUUGACGCAUUGCUUGCGGAACAGGAGGAGGAAGGGAACCGAUACCAGAUGUUGUUUCUGUGGUGUAUUCUGGUCCCAAAGGAAUUUAUCACAUUGUUGUCAGUGAAGAGCACGGAAGCUCUGAUGGUGCUAGGACAUUACGCGAUAUUGUUAGGUUAUGGAGGAAGGAUCUGGCAGGUGGAAAACGCAGGAGAGUACAUAUUGGGGCUUUUGCGGACAGGCCUGGAUGAAAGUUCGGAAUGGGACUGGACAUGCUGACGCUCUGUUGUGUUGCCCAUGUCGAAGCUGAGUCGGCGCACCGACUUGCCGGGCGAGAUUAUUGCCGGAUCUUUAGAGGCCAGCAUCACGACCACAUCGGAAAUUCUUGGAGGCGCAUUGUCCCAUGAAUGACGAAAAGGACGUCCGAAGUGCUC